Epithele typhae is the source of this 1128-nucleotide messenger RNA. RefSeq lists its product as uncharacterized. Bases 1 to 1128 code for a protein of 375 amino acids. Lineage: Eukaryota; Fungi; Basidiomycota; Agaricomycetes; Polyporales; Epitheliaceae. The record is from RefSeq and is a predicted model, not a curated record. The transcript is spliced from 9 exons.
AUGCAGGCAGCAUCCACAUGGUGCACGGGCUCGACGUCGCGCGCGCGCGGUGCUCCCGUGCAUCUGGACCGCGGCGCAGGCCAGACGCGGCUCCUCGCGGACACGCACGUCUACGACUGGUGGGACUGGGCGGUGGAAUGGGCCUCUGCGACACAGCAGGGGUGGGCGCAGGAGCUCAUGGAUGAGGCCGCGCUGCGUGCGCUGCCGCGGCCAUCGGAGAUGCUCGCGGGGGCGAUGGACAACGUUGAGCUCGUCGUCGACAAGAGCAUGUCGGAUGCGAUCUCGUGUUCGCAGCGUCUUCCCCGCGCUUCAGCCCUGUGCGGAUUCAAGACACGGCGCCGCUCGUCGUCGUCCUCAAAAUGGUGUUACGCUUCGCGCUGCACUUCGCCGGCGGCCAUGCUCGUCCGCCCCACCACCGCGCGCUUCAAGUUUCUUGGAGACAACGCGCCCCGAUUGCGAGCCCGAGCGGACUCGAUCGCGAAGUCUAAAACUGAGUCCAUGCGCCCGAGCUGGCACUGGGCGGUCGAGCGCGUCCACACUGUCGACGUGCCUCGGAGCAAAUAUUCUGGCAGCACCGCGCGCGACGUAGUCGGCAUGGACGAGCGCGUGCUCAUCGCAGUGCUCGUCGCGUCGAUCGGCGCUGUAUUCACAAUCUACGGCACAGCAGAGUCCGUCAGCGUGCACGUCAUUCCCCGGAUCAUGGCUAAGGAGCAUGGGGUCGGCACAGUGUUCAGCAUCGACGUCCGCCACUACCAGGUGUCGCCCACCCAGUCCAAACAGAGUCGCGGCUCCAAGGUCAAGAGAUUCUUCCGCCGCCUCGGCCACCACGACGAUGACCAGAACGUCACCUACACCCACCGCUCCCACGACAGCAACAGCUGGGAAAGCUUGCCAAGGAGCGAGGCCAUCAGCGAGGCCGAAACCUUCGACGAGGCCGACAGCACGUGGGGACGCACGUCGACGUCGACGCGCCCCGAGCGUAUCCGCCGCCACCAGACGUCGCCCCCGCCGCAGUGGUACGAUGGCGCCGCUGAGCUCCUCGACGACGACAACCUGGCGUGGGGCGGCAAGCCGCACCAGCCCAUCGUCCAUCACCGCUAUCACAACCGUCGCCCCCAUCGCCACUAG